AAUCUGGAGAUUCAGUAAGAUUUUAAAAAGGACACGGGUAGGAAGAGAAUGGCGUUCUCCUGUGUUUUUAGGGUUCUCUUCACCGUCGUGGCAGCAGCUAUUCUGGUGAACGCCGAACGUGAAUUCUACUCGGAAAAAUAUGAUCACAUUGACGUCGACGAGAUUUUGGCAAAUCCACGAACGAGGAACCAAUAUUACAAAUGCGUCUACGGCAGUGCGCCCUGCGUUACGGCUGCUGCCAAAUACUUAAAGGAUAAAUUCCCUGAAGCCAUCGUUACAAAUUGCAAAUACUGCACGGAGAGGCAGAAAGUGAAUUUUGGAAAAUUGGUCACGUGGUUCGUGGAGAAUGACGAGAAGGGAUGGAAUGCUCUGCUGGAGAAACUUAUCGACGAUUAUGGGAAAGGAAAAAGUACCAUAUAGAAAUGAGGAUUCAAUGUAUUUCAGCAUUACAAUUGUCCUAAGCCUGAGAUAUCGGCUCGCAAUGUAAAAACAUGAUAUACACAUUAACAAUGAAUUCCGUCAUUAUAAAAUUGCAUCUCUGUAAUUACUAAAGUCUAACCACUUAUAAUCAUUUUCGCGAAAAAAUAGGAUAUUAUUUUUUAACGCGUUUACUAAUGCAGGAAAGUGAUUAUUGGUACAAUUCUUAAUUGAAUUCUUAAUCGAAUGCAGCUGACUAAAUUAUCGUACCAAAAUGUAAACAGACAUCAUAUACGAACUAACUAGUAAGAACAGUUGUAUCGUAUCAAAUCAAUUACGGCGUUGAUUUCGACGCGUAAUGGAUGGGUAAUAAAACUUGUAUUAUUGCAGAUAUAA
Molecule: messenger RNA, 813 nt
Organism: Orussus abietinus
Lineage: Eukaryota; Metazoa; Arthropoda; Insecta; Hymenoptera; Orussidae
Product: ejaculatory bulb-specific protein 3-like
Exons: 2
Coding region: 49-420 (123 amino acids)
Source: RefSeq, a predicted model, not a curated record